This is a messenger RNA of Nycticebus coucang (slow loris), 3423 nucleotides long. RefSeq names its product tetratricopeptide repeat domain 39A (gene TTC39A). The record is from RefSeq and is a predicted model, not a curated record. The transcript is spliced from 18 exons. Lineage: Eukaryota; Metazoa; Chordata; Mammalia; Primates; Lorisidae. Bases 581 to 2503 code for a protein of 640 amino acids. Gene Ontology annotation, molecular function: protein binding.
GCCGCGCCCCACAGGGCUCGGUGCACAGUGGGCUCCUGGCGUGUCUUGUGGGUGAACCAUACUGAGGCGCUGGGGAAGCACAGGGGAGGGGACCGACCCAGGCGACAAGGAGCUGGGCUGUUAGCUUUGGAGUCAGGAGGGCUGGGUUCCUGCGCCAGCUUGCCACGUAUUGGAGAGUGGCCCUGAGUGAAUCGCAUGAACACCAUGCCUCAGUUUCACUAUCUGUGAAGUGGCGGUUAUGGGGUUAUGUGAAAAGGCGAGCGAGCCUCGCCAGCCCGCGGGGAGCGCUAAGCCUCGUUCUUUCCCGCCUCCCGCUCUCCCGCCGUGGCUCCGAGCCUGACUUCGGAGGCUGCGGCUUCCUCGCAUGGACGCCCCCCGCCCCAGUAACGCAGUGGGGCGCGCUGGCGGGGACGGGGUCCUCGGGUCCGAGAGAACUUUCCAGUAGGCGGGGGCGCCUGAGGGUCGGCGCGCGAGCUCUGGCCCGGCGCCGUCCGCGCAGAGGGCGCUCUGGCCCGGGUCCCUCCGACCCCGAGCGCCGGGGGGUCUCACCUGUCGGAGCCGUGCGGGCCGGGCGGAGGCCAUGUCCCCACUGCGCGGGAGGGGAGACCGAGGCCCGGCCCGGCCCCGCCGCCUUCCCCGCCCCCGGCGCGCCCCUCCCCGGCCACCGCGUCCGCGGCUCGGCCGCCCAGCGCCCGGCUCGGGUUCCGGCGGAGCACCUGGGCCGCGCGCGGCUGGCGUCCAGCGGGGGCAGCGCUGCCCGCGCCCCUCGGCGAUGACCACGGUCGGCGCCCCGAGCGCCCAGCCCGCGGGGACUCCUGUGAGCAGCCUCCACGAGGCCCUGGACCAGUGCAUGAUCGCCCUGGACCUCUUCCUCACCAACCAGUUCUCAGAAGCACUCAGCUACCUCAAGCCCAGAACCAAGGAAAGCAUGUACCACUCGCUGACGUAUGCCACCAUCCUGGAGAUGCAGGCCAUGAUGACCUUUGACCCUCAGGACAUCCUACUUGCUGGCAACAUGAUGAAGGAGGCACAGUUGCUGUGUCAGAGGUACCGAAGGAAGUCUUCCAUGACAGAUUCCUUCAGCAGCCUGGUGCACCGCCCCUCUCUGGGCCAGUUCACGGAAGAGGAAAUCCAUGCUGAGGUUUGCUACGCAGAGUGCUUGCUGCAGAGAGCAGCUCUGACCUUCCUGCAGGAUGAGAACAUGGUGAGCUUCAUCAAAGGCGGCAUCAAAGUUCGAAACAGCUACCAGACCUACAAGGAGCUGGACAGCCUGGUCCAGUCUUCACAUUACUGCAAGGGAGAGAACCACAGGCACUUUGAAGGAGGGGUGAAGCUCGGUGUGGGGGCCUUCAACCUGACACUGUCCAUGCUUCCUACGAGGAUCCUGCGGCUGUUGGAGUUUGUGGGGUUUUCAGGAAAUAAGGACUACGGGCUGCUGCAGCUGGAGGAGGGCGCGUCGGGGCACAGCUUCCGCGCUGUGCUCUGUGUCAUGCUGCUGCUGUGCUACCACACCUUCCUCACCUUUGUGCUCGGUACUGGAAAUGUCAACAUUGAGGAGGCAGAGAAGCUCCUGAAACCCUACCUGAACCGCUACCCUAAGGGUGCCAUCUUCCUGUUCUUUGCUGGGAGGAUUGAAGCCAUUAAAGGCAAUGUCGACACAGCCAUCCGGCGGUUCGAGGAAUGCUGCGAGGCCCAGCAGCACUGGAAGCAGUUCCACCACAUGUGCUACUGGGAGCUGAUGUGGUGCUUCACCUACAAGGCCCAGUGGAAGAUGGCCUACUUCUAUGCCGACCUGCUCAGCAAGGAGAACUCCUGGUCCAAGGCCACCUAUGUCUACAUGAAGGCCGCCUACCUCAGCAUGUUUGGGAAAGAGGACUACAAGCCUUUCGGGGAUGACGAAGUGGAGUUAUUUAGAGCUGUGCCAGGCCUGAAGCUCAAGAUUGCUGGGAAAUCUCUGCCCACAGAGAAGUUUGCCAUCCGAAAGUCCAGACGCUACCUCUCCCCCAAACCUGUCUCAUUGCCAAUCCCUGCUCUGGAAAUGAUGUACAUCUGGAAUGGUUAUGCUGUGAUUGGGAAGCAGCCAGCACUCACGGAGGGGAUACUUGAGAUUAUCACCAAAGUUGAAGAGACGCUGGAAAAAGGCCCAGAGAAUGAGUACUCAGUGGAUGACAAGUGCUUGGUGAAAUUGUUGAAAGGCCUGUGUCUGAAAUACCUGGGCCGUGUCCAGGCAGCCGAGCAGAAUUUCAGGAUCAUCCCUGCCACUGAAAAGAAGAUUAAAUAUGACCACUACUUGAUCCCAAAUGCCCUGCUGGAGCUGGCCCUGCUGUAUAUGGAGCAAGGCAGAAAUGAAGAGGCCAUCAAACUCCUGGAAUCUGCCAAGCACAACUAUAAGAAUUAUUCCAUGGAGUCAAGGACACAUUUUCGAAUCCAGGCAGCCACAGUCCAAGCCAGAUCUUCCCUAGAGAAUGGCCACAGAUCUAUGGUUUCAUCAGUGUCCUUGUAGCUUUGUGCAGCAUCCCAGGCUGGAAGACAAACUGAGACAACUAGAUAGAGCUCCUGGAAACAUUUCAAAAGAUCCCCUUCCCCUCCCCUGUCUUUGGGGUCCAUCGGUGCUCCUGUGGGAUGGUACAACAUGGGUACCCAUGCAGAAGCCAAGCUGGCAUUUUCACCUGUGUGGCCAAGGGCCUUUGUCAAGGGCAGAGCAGGUGGCGCCCUCUGCCUGCCCUAUCACACAUACGGGUACUUGUUUUUCACUGUGAUGUUUAAAAGAAUGUAUGAACAGUUUACAUUUUCCUUAGAAAUACAUUGAUGGGGUCGUAGUUGGCUUAAAAAAAAAAAAACAAAACCAACACCAACCAACCACCUGUAAAUUGUUUUCACUCAGUGUUCUGGAGGUAAAUCUCUUCUUAUGAAGCCAAAGGGCAAAUUGCUUUCCAAACUUCAGCAGGUUCCCAGCUUCUGUGACUGGAAGGACUGGAAUUCCUUUCAGAGGACCUGGAACCCCCAGGAGAGUCUGUCGUGGGCUUUGAUGCUUCUGGGGGUUGGGCACAGAGGAUGCUCAUGGACACCUACUCACCACUUACUUCUCUCACUUCAUUUCACAGCCUCUGUAACUUCCCAAGUUAAAAAUCACGCACGUCUUUGUACUAAGAUAAAUUUUGAGCCUUUCUGCAGAAAAAUCCAUCUCUGCCAGUAAGGAAUGUAGAUGCCAAGGCCUGGUGGAGAAGCUAUGUGGCCCUUUCUGUGCCAAAGCCAGGUACUUUGGAGGGAAAAGGGAAGGUUCUCAGAAACCAGUCUGCAUCCUUACUGUAAGCCACACUGAAACUACCGGGAAUAAUUUAUGACAUAUAGACAUCUCUUGUAGUUUGUUCCAAGGUACUUUCAUUCACCGACAGCAUUUUUUUUAGAAAUAGAAUUGUUAUU